Enterobius vermicularis (human pinworm) is the source of this 360-nucleotide messenger RNA. Lineage: Eukaryota; Metazoa; Nematoda; Chromadorea; Rhabditida; Oxyuridae. The record is from the annotation of a GenBank genome assembly.
AUGGCUAGCGCCUUACCAAAUCUUAAUCUGAAUGGUUUGGAUGUAUCUGGAAUUGAGCAGUUUCUGCGCAUACGUCAGGAACGUAAUCAGCGUACUCCUAAAUGUGCUCGUUGCAGAAAUCAUGGCACUGUCUCUGCACUUAAAGGUCAUAAGCGAUACUGUAGAUGGAAGGAUUGCAUGUGCAACAAAUGUACUUUGAUUGCUGAGAGACAACGAGUGAUGGCUGCGCAGGUGGCUCUUCGACGGCAACAAAGCCAAGACGAGAAGGAGGCGCAAGAAAUAGAAACUCUUCUCGGAGUUCGAAAUGGUAGGUUCAGGGAACUUUUGCAAUUAACGGAAGUCAGUAUUAGUGCUCGAUAA